Molecule: messenger RNA, 636 nt
Organism: Stegodyphus dumicola
Lineage: Eukaryota; Metazoa; Arthropoda; Arachnida; Araneae; Eresidae
Product: piggyBac transposable element-derived protein 4-like
Source: RefSeq, a predicted model, not a curated record
AUGCCAAAAUUCUCUGACGAAAAACUUCAAAAAGGUGAUUUAGAAUUUCUCCAGAAUAGAAGAGGAACUCUUGCAGCAAGAUGGCAAGAUUCAAAGGAAGUUCUGAUUCUGAGUAAUUGCCACGGACCUGAUGUCAUACAAGUAAAACGCAAGCAGAAAGAUGGAGAAAAAGUAAUGACAAAUUGUCCUACCGCUAUUGCCGACUAUAACAGAUUUAUGGGAGGAGUAGAUUUGUCUGAUCAAAAGAUAUGCCUAUAUGAUUUUGACAGAAGAUCUACAAAAUGGUGGAAAAAAGUAUUUUAUAAACUUUUGAUGACAGCUGUUGUGAAUGCACACAUAUUGUUUCAAGAAACCAAACAUAGGAAAAUACCUCUUUUGCAAUACAUUGUCCCCCUAGCCGAAUUAAUGAUUGCUCAUGGCAAAGAAAAUGCAAUUGUCAAGAGGAAGAAAUCAGGUCGACCGUCAAAUGCAACAAAACUGAUGUUGAAUGUUGGAGAUCAUUUGUCAUUAGAAGGGCCAACAAGAAGAAGAUGUGCCCGCUGUGCCAAACAAAAUAAAGAAACCCGAACAAAAACUGUUUGCGCCAUGUGUAAAAUUGCACUAUGUAAAAACUGUUUUGCAAUGUACCAUACAUAG